This is a messenger RNA of Neofelis nebulosa (Clouded leopard), 4488 nucleotides long. RefSeq names its product complement factor H (gene CFH). The record is from RefSeq and is a predicted model, not a curated record. Lineage: Eukaryota; Metazoa; Chordata; Mammalia; Carnivora; Felidae. The coding region runs from base 216 to 4313 and encodes 1365 amino acids. The transcript is spliced from 24 exons.
AGUGAAAAUCUGAUUCCAACACUGGCAUUGCUGGGGCUUGUAACCGAUUUUUUCUUUUGCUUUGCAAAAGUUUCUGAUGGGCGGAGCAUCUAGUAAUCCCUUUCAUUCCCAAACUGUGUCUCACUUCCUGCUCUAAUCACAACUUUUAGCAGAAGAGCAGCUGACAUAGUGUGAGCAGUGUCGGCUAUUAAAUGUGCCCCUAACCGAUCCUCAAAAUGAGAUUUCCAGCACAGAUUGUUUGGCUUAUGUGGUGGACUGUUUGUGUUGCAGAAGAUUGUAAAGGACCUCCUCCAAGAAAACAAACUGAAAUUUUGUCAGGUGUCUGGUCUGAACAAGACUAUCCAGAGGGAACUCAGGCUACAUAUAAAUGCCGACCUGGAUAUAUAACUCUUGGAUCUAUUAUAAUGGAAUGCAGGAAUGGAGAAUGGGUGGCUCUUAAUCCACUGAAAACAUGUGAGAAAAGGCCCUGUGGACAUCCUGGAGAUACACGUUUUGGUACUUUUCAACUUGAAAGAGGAGAAAAGUUUGAAUAUGGUGCAAAGGUUGUUUACACAUGUAAUGAAGGGUAUCAGAUGCUAGGUAGCAUCAAUUUCCGUGAGUGUGAAUCUGAUGGAUGGACCAAUGAUAUUCCUAUAUGUGAAGUUGUUAAGUGUUUACCAGUGACACAUCCAGAGAAUGGGAGAUUGACCAGUAGCGCAUUGGACCUAGACAAGGAAUAUACUUUUGGACAAGUAGUACGGUUUGCGUGCAAUUCAGGCUUCAUGCUUGUUGGGCCUGCAGAAAUACAUUGCUCAACGAAUGGUGUUUGGAGUGGAGAAAGCCCAAAAUGUGUGGAAAUUUCCUGCCAAAAGCCAGAAAUCGCAAAUGGAAAUGCUGCAUCUCUGAAGAAAACUUACAAGGAAAAUGAACGAUUUCAGUAUACAUGUCACCAGGGUUAUGAAUACAGUAGUAAAGGAGAUGCCAUAUGCACUGCAUCGGGAUGGACUCCAACCCCUUCAUGUAAAGAAUUCUUAUGUCCUUCUCCUAAUAUUCAAAAUGGUGACUACACGCCCCAAAGCAUCAGAUACAGAAGUGGAGAUGAAAUCACAUAUAAUUGUAAACCUGGCUUUUAUCCUUCAAACCGAGAAAAAAUGGCAACAUGUACUAAAACUGUCUGGGUACCUCAGCCAAGAUGUGAGAAACGUUGUGAUUUUCCAGAAAUAAAACAUGGACUACUACACAAUGAAUAUAACUAUAGACGAGACUUUCCAGUAUCUGUAGGAAAAAAAUAUUACUAUUCCUGUAACCACAAUUUCGUGACAGAUAAAAAACAGAACGGGGGAUAUAUUCAUUGCACACAAGAAGGAUGGUCACCAGCAGUACCGUGCCGCAGACAAUGUCUUUUUAAUUAUUUGAUAAAUGGAGAAUAUCCAUAUCCAGCAAAAAUGUAUUUCCAAGGUGACUCUGUAAGUGUUAACUGCUAUGCUGGCUACAGUCUUCAAAAUGAGCAGACUGUAAUGACCUGUACAGAAGAUGGCUGGGCGCCCGCUCCCGAAUGCCUUCCUCCUGGGUAUCGUUGUGAUUUUCCAGAAAUAAAACAUGGUAGUCUACACCAUGAAAGUAACUAUAGACAAAACUUUCCAGUACGUGUAGGAGAAAAAUAUUGGUAUUCCUGUGAUCAAAAUUUUGUGACUGUUUCACAAAAGCCCUGGGAACAUAUUCAUUGCACACAAGAAGGAUGGUCACCAGCAGUACCAUGCCGCAGACAAUGUAUCUUCAAUCAUUUGAAAAAUGGAGAGUAUCCAAAACAAGGAGUUAAAUAUGUACAAGGUGAAAAUGUAAUUGUUAAUUGCAAUUCUGGCCACAGUCUUCAAAAUGAGCAGACUGUAAUGACCUGUACAGAGGAUGGCUGGUUCCCUCCUCCUGAAUGCAUUCCUCUCAAAACAUGUUCAAAAUCAGAGGUAACAAUUGAAAAUGGAUUUUUUUCUGAAUAUGAGCCUACAUAUUCCUUAAAUAAAGAAACACAGUAUCAAUGUAAACCAGGGUAUGUAACACCAGAUGGUAAAACUUCAGGACAGGUUACAUGUCUGGAAAGUGGAUGGUCACCUCAACCCACAUGUAUUAAAUCUUGUGACAUGCCAGCAUUUGAGAAUGCCAAAGCCAAAAGCAAUGGUACGUGGUUUAAACUCAACGACACGUUGGACUAUGAAUGCCACGAUGGAUACAAAAGCCAAGAUGGGCGCGCAGGUUCAAUAGUGUGUGGUAACGAUGGUUGGUCUCAUAAACCAGUAUGUUAUGAAAUAGAAUGCAAGAUUCCUGAAAUAGAAGAUAACUUAAAUACUCAGCCCAAAGAAGACAAAUAUAAAGUCGGAGAUGUGUUGAAAUUUUUCUGCACACAAAGACUUAAAAGAGUUGGACCAGAUUCAGUUCAGUGUUACGACUUUGGAUGGUCCCCUAAUCUUCCAACAUGUAAAGAGCAAACAAAAGAGUGUUCUCCACCUCCUCAACUCCUUAAUGGGAAAGUUAAAGAAACAGAGAAAGAAAACUACGAACACAAUGAUUUGGUGGAAUAUGUGUGCAAUCCUAGAUUUCUGAUGAAGGGUUUUAAUAAAAUUCAGUGUGUUGAUGGACGGUGGACAGACUUGCCUAUUUGUAUUGAGGUGGAGACUACAUGUGGAGAUAUACCAGAACUUAAUUAUGGCUAUGCUGUUCAGACUUCUAACCCUCCCUAUCACCAUGGAGAUUCAGUGGAGUUCAAUUGCAGAGAAGGAUUCACAAUGAUUGGACAGAAAUCAAUUACAUGUAUAAGUGGAUCAUGGACCCAACUUCCUCAGUGCAUUGCAACAGAUGAACUUCGGAAGUGUAAACCCAGCUUAACUAUACGUGACGUAAAUCCAUUUAAGACCGAAUUUGAUCAUAAUGAGAACAUAAGUUACAAAUGUAGAGGAAAAUCAGAACAGAAACACUCAACGUGCAUAAAUGGAAGAUGGGAUCCUGAACUAAACUGCACAGAAGUACAAAUGCAGUCAUGCCCACCUCCACCUCAGAUUCCCAAUGCUCACAAUAUGGCAACGACGGUAAAUUAUCAGGAUGGAGAAAAAGUAUCUGUUGUCUGUCAAGACAAUUAUAUAAUUCAGGAUGCAGAGGAAAUCGUGUGCAAGGAUGGAAGAUGGCAGUCAAUACCACACUGUGUUGAAAAAAGCCCAUGUCCUCAACCACCUCAGAUAGAACAUGGAACCAUUAAAUCAUCUCAGUUUUCAGAAGAGAUGGACGAAACAUUGAAACCUGAGGUUUAUGUACAUGGCACCAAAUUAAAUUACACUUGCGAGGAUGGUUUCAGGAUAUCUGGAAAAGAUGAGAUAACGUGCCACAUGGGAAAAUGGAGUUCUCCACCUCGGUGUGUAGGACUUUCUUGUGAGCCACCAGACUUGAUUCCACAUGGUAUUCUAUCUCACGUAUCAGACAGUUACCAAUAUGGGGAAGAAGUAACAUACAAAUGCACCAAAGGUUUUGAGAUUAAUGGACCUGCAUUCAUAAGAUGUAUAGGAGGAAAAUGGUCCCAUGCACCAGAAUGCAAAAACACGGAUUGUUUUAGCUUACCCGACUUCGGUAAUGCCACACCCAUAGGCCAGAAGAAGACGUUCUAUAGGUCAGGAGAAAAAGUGACUUAUAAAUGUCCAAAUAAUUACCUUUUGGAUGGACCAAAUACUAUCCAGUGUAUUAACAGCCAAUGGAUAGGAAAGCCAAUAUGCAGAGAUAUUUCCUGUGGGAAUCCACCCAGAGUGAAAAAUGCUGUUAUAGUGGAUGAGAUGUCUAAGUAUCUACCUGGUCAGAGGGCACGUUAUGAAUGCAUCAUACCUUUUUACCUGGUUGGGGGCAGAGAAGUCACAUGUUCAAAUGGGAACUGGACACAACCACCUCAGUGCGUAGACCCUAAAGAAAAAUGUGGGCCCCCUCCGGCUAUUGACAAUGGAGACAUGACCACAUUCCCAACAUCAGAAUAUGCUCCAGGGUCAUCUGUUGAGUACCAGUGCCAGUCCUUGUAUGUGCUUGAGGGAAACAAGGUCAUCACAUGCAGAUAUGGACAGUGGUCAGAACCGCCAAAGUGCUUGGAUGUUUGUAUAGUAUCAGAAGAAACCAUGAGAAAACAUAACAUACAAUUAGGAUGGUCUUCUAAGAAAAAGAGAUAUUUCCAAACAAGGGAAACUGUUCAAUUUCAAUGUAAUUCUGGAUAUCGUAGACAGACAUCACAACAAACAUUCCGAGCAACCUGUUGGGACGGGAAACUGACCUAUCCUGUUUGUGUACAAAACAUGGUUAAGAUGCAGUCCUAAAAUUAAAACAUGUACAUUUAUUCAAAUUUUCAUGCUUAUUUUGUCAGGUAUUGUUAAACUCCUUUAUAUUCAUAUCAGAAUCUGUGUUAAAUAUUUCAUGGAUGAUGUAAUUAUAAUCUGAGAAGUGAAUAAAUCACUUCUUAAGAGCACUUCAUUAAAACUUGGCAAACCAAAA